GGAAGGACACGCACUGAGCUUACAGAAGCCUCCCCUAACGGCAUCAGCGUGCCUCUCCUCAGGAACCUGAGGUGAUUUCCCAUCACGGAGGCCACGCCACGCAGUGCAUUCACCGCACUCUAAGAACAUAGAGCACCAAGACACCAACUACAGCACACUAAACCUGCAGCUGCAGGAUGGCAAAGUCCUUGUUUACGGGAGGGAUCCCCACCCGGGAGGGAUCCCCACCCCGCAGCCGUCCGUCUGCGCGCCAUGGCGGUAAGGCGGCUCCGCACGCCCCGACCACAUGGUACGGUACGUUCCGUUCGUUCCGUUCCGCUCCGCCCCGCCCCGCCCGCUGCCAGGGUUCGGGCCCGGCGCGGCCGCGCAGCGCUCAGGAGGAGCCAGGGCUGCAUUCCAUGAUGUUGAGAGGAGUUGCUCACAGUGCAAAAGAUACAGUUACAUUUCUGUUGGCAAGAUCUCAUGGCAGUAGCCCUGGGUUGAAGUUUUUGUCCUUUUGGUCUGAGGUAACAAACAGAAGCUUCUUAAUCCAUUCAACCUAUACAACUGAUACAAAGCCAGGAGAGGAAAAUAAAAAAACCAUUGAGGACCUCCACAGAUUGUCAGUGGAUAUUAAGAAAAUACGCAGAGUGAAGGAAUGGGUCCUUCUCCAGGAGGUGGCCUACGUCCCAGAAAUCGCCAGAAUCCUACGGGAAAUGGGUGCGGAUGAGCCUGCCAUAGCCAGUAUCUUGGAACGCUGCCCAGAGGCAAUGCUGCGUAGUCCUGCGGAGGUGAACUCUCAAAGAGCUCUGUGGCAACUGGUGUGCCAGAAGGAAAACCAGCUGAUUAAAUUAAUAGAGCAGUUUCCAGAUUCUUUCUUCGCUACUGGGUAUCACGAGAACCAGAAAGCAAAUAUUCUAUUUUUUCAGGAACUGGGACUUAAGAAUAAUAUAAUCACCAGGUUCUUGACAAGCGCGCCCAGUAUCUUCCACAAUCCACCCGAGAAAAACAAACACGUGAUAGAGACGUUACAAAGGAAUUAUUUAAGUUUAGGAGGUUCUGAUGCAAAUAUGAAGAUCUGGAUACUGAAGUUACUGAGCCAAAAUCCAUUUAUUUUGUUAAGUACCUCCUCGGCAAUUCAGGAAAACUUGGAAUUUCUGCGAAAGAGUGAUUUCACUGACCACGAAGUCCUGCAGCUGCUGUCCAAACUUAAAGGUUUUAUUUUCCAGCUCACGCCCUCCACUAUGCAGAAGAGCAUGCUUUUUUCCAAAAACGUCUUUAAGUGCAGCGACCAGGAAUUCAAACAACUGGUGCUGAAAUGCCCAGCCCUUCUCUACUACUCUGUUCCAAUUCUGGAAGAAAGACUUGAGGGAUUGCUGAAGGAAGGAAUUUCCAUAGCGCAGAUUAGAGAGACACCAAUGGUGCUGGAGUUGACGACACAAAUAGUUCAGUACAGGAUUAAAAAACUCUCUGCUUUGGGAUACAGUAUCAAGAGUGGAAAUCUAGAAAACCUGAAUGGUACUAAGAAAGAUUUUGAAGCCAAUUAUGGAAAGAUACAAUCAAAGAAGGAGAGACCGAUGUUUAAUCCCGUUGCUCCUCUAAACAUUGAAGAUUAAUUUGAAAACUGUACUUAAAAUUAUGCAAUACAGAAUGAUCAAAGAGAAAAGAGGUUUUGGUUCUUUGAUAGGAGUUGAAGCAAAAGUCAUCUUGACCAGAUUGUAGUCUUAUGCUGUCCUUUGUUGUGGAGCAGACUUUAUGCACAACUUCAUUAUAAAAUUGCAGCUUUUUAAUGCAGGUUAUGAGAAAGGUUGAUUAAUCCUUUACAUAAGGAUUAUCUUUUCCCCCCCAGGGAGCAUCUUACAUAUCUUUUUGGUUCUGAUUUCCUUAUCCGCCUGGCCUUUAGCUUCUGUGGCUUUUCAGCUCCAUCACUGCACUGUCUGUAGUAGUGCUUAGCAUAAUCUUUAUCUGAGAAAGAAAAGGAGGAUUAUUUUGCCAGCAAUAUUAAUCCACCCACUGGUCCACUGCCUUUGGAGAUGUGUAUCGAGUUCCAUUCCUUACUGCUGCAGGAAGUGGUUCCAGCUCCUGCAUCCUGAAUUGAAGAAUUGAAGCAGAUGUGACUUUUGGGUGGCAGGACCCCGCUAGAGUACAGUCUGAAAAUGGGCAGAACACAGCAUCUGUAUUGAGCAGCUGCUACGGUAAUACCCUAGUGUGUUCAUUUACAAACCAUAAUGCAAAGAAACUACGAGACAACCUCGAGAUUUCUGUGACAUCAGAAACUGACUCCUUUUGCAAAAGGUUGGGGGGCAGAAGGAAAUACAUUUAUUGCUGUUACGCGGUUGUUCAUUUCUUCUUUUCUAGCAAGGCAUGGGGAGAGAAAAGGCUAUGGAAUGACUUAAACAAGUCUCACGUGACUGGAGGAGAAAGGGAAAAGUCUCAUUUUUGUAUGGUAUAACAACUGGAGUCUGAGCACACUGGUGAUUAAAAGUGACCAUCAGAUUUGCAAACAGCUGCCAUAGUUUCUAAAUAUAUGGGUGACAGUUUCUCAUAUAUCACUGUAAUUGUUGACAAGUGCUGGCUUUUAAAAUAGUAUCUGUCCUACAGUGUUUAAGUCCUUGGGGGAUUUUUAUUUAUUUUCAUUUACGGGCUGUGAAUAAUAAUGAAAAAUAGUAGCACCAUUAAAGAUCCUCUCAAUAAAAUUAGGAUCAGCGAUAUUACAUGUAAAAAAAUAAAGGCAGACUUUCCUAAGCA
This is a messenger RNA of Gallus gallus (chicken), 2727 nucleotides long. It is a transcript of the gene MTERF2, whose product is annotated as mitochondrial transcription termination factor 2. Gene Ontology annotation, biological process: regulation of DNA-templated transcription; termination of mitochondrial transcription. Gene Ontology annotation, molecular function: double-stranded DNA binding. The transcript has 2 exons. The record is from RefSeq and is a predicted model, not a curated record. NCBI's taxonomy places the organism in Eukaryota, Metazoa, Chordata, Aves, Galliformes, Phasianidae. Gene Ontology annotation, cellular component: mitochondrial matrix. The coding region runs from base 177 to 1595 and encodes 472 amino acids.